AUGACUGAUUUACUUUUAUUCUAUUCUGUUCCCAGGUCUUCAAUAAAGAGGAUAGUCCAGUCAGCCAUACGCGAAGACGUGACUGACGUGAUCAUAGUGAACGAGAACCAGAAGCAGCCCAACGGGUUCCUCCUCAUCCACCUCCCCGACGGACCGACCGCCCACUUCAGGCUGUCCAGCUGCAAGAUCACCCCGGAGCUCAGGAAGGACUAUAAGGAGAUCACCACACAUCGGCCGGAGGUGAUCCUGAACAACUUCAGCACGCGGCUCGGCAUGACCGUGGGGCGCAUGCUGGGCGCGCUGUUCCACCACGAGCCGGAGUUCCGCGGCCGCCGCGCCGUCACCUUCCACAACCAGCGGGACUACAUAUUCUUCAGGCACCACAGGUACGAAUUCACAAAGGACGGCAAGCGAGCGCGGCUCUGCGAGCUCGGGCCGCGCUUCACGCUGCGCCUGAUAUCGCUGCAGCAGGGCACCUUCGACUCCAAGAAGGGAGACUACGAGUGGAUAAUCGCCGGCCGGAGACACCAGCUCGAGACCUCCAGGAGGAGGUUCUUCCUUUAGUUCGUGAUACGUGUUCCGGUGUGGAAAGUUUUAGUAGGCUUCAAAAGGCCGCAGAUUGCCUCUUGUGUGAUGCUUCGGCCGCAGAUUGGACGCGAGCGGCAAAUAUAGGCCGUUCAUACAUUUGGUCGAGCGCAAUGUAUGAGAGGGCUUGGUUUGCCGAACGCCGCGCGUGCGUCCAGUCUGCGGCCUCACACAGGCGGGUCAAUGUACGAAAUUAUUCGUGGUUAGCGUCCUUACUUUAGUAAUACCAUUCUGUUGGUGAAUUCAAAUUGUUGUAAGAUAAGAGACUCGUGUUAUACCUAGUAUAUUUAAGGUUAUUUUUAAAUAUAAAUACGGAAACUAAUGAUACCAGAA
Molecule: messenger RNA, 918 nt
Organism: Cydia fagiglandana
Lineage: Eukaryota; Metazoa; Arthropoda; Insecta; Lepidoptera; Tortricidae
Product: probable ribosome production factor 1
Exons: 3
Coding region: 1-564 (187 amino acids)
Biological process (GO): maturation of LSU-rRNA; maturation of 5.8S rRNA
Cellular component (GO): preribosome, large subunit precursor; nucleolus
Molecular function (GO): rRNA primary transcript binding
Source: RefSeq, a predicted model, not a curated record